Alligator sinensis (Chinese alligator) is the source of this 787-nucleotide messenger RNA. Its product is annotated as DLA class II histocompatibility antigen, DR-1 beta chain-like. The transcript has 4 exons. The coding region runs from base 1 to 273 and encodes 90 amino acids. Gene Ontology annotation, biological process: immunoglobulin production involved in immunoglobulin-mediated immune response; peptide antigen assembly with MHC class II protein complex; positive regulation of T cell activation. The record is from RefSeq and is a predicted model, not a curated record. Gene Ontology annotation, cellular component: MHC class II protein complex. Gene Ontology annotation, molecular function: MHC class II protein complex binding. Lineage: Eukaryota; Metazoa; Chordata; Crocodylia; Alligatoridae.
AUGCAGAACGGAGACUGGACCUUCCAGAUCCUGGUGAUGCUGGAAAUGACCCCCCGGAGCGGGGACGUCUACACCUGCCAGGUGGAGCACAGCAGCCUGCCGGGCCCCGUCACCGUGCUCUGGGAGGCGCAGUCAGACUCGGCCAGGAGCAAGAUGCUGUCGGGGGUCGGGGGCUUCGUGCUGGGGAUGAUCUUCCUGAUGCUGGGACUCCUCGUCUACCUGAGGAACAAGAAAGGCCGCCCCGUUCCCCAGCCAACAGGGCUCCUCAGUUAGAUCCUGCAGCUUCGGGGCCUGCAUUGCCCAGCGUGAUUCUCCAGCCCCGUCUCCUGGCACCUGUCCCUGUAUCUGGAGCUCUUCUCACUUUCCCUCCAUCCUCACCUGGAUCCCUGGGGCUGACUCCUCAGAAUUAGCCCUUUAUCUGCCUAAGUCUGCACCACAUCUGCACUCAGAAAUGCUACUGGUUCUUGGGGGACCUUCAGGGGACUCAUAUCUGAGAAACAGGAAGCUGUAACAAAGCCGUUUGCUGCACUUGUAACAGCCCUCUGGAAUGAGAUACCUCUGGGGCCCAAUUGAGAUCUGGUAAGACUGCCCUGGGUCCCAGGGUGUCCUCUGGGGCUGUUGGAUAGAAGCAGGUGUGGGUUGAGUCAGGUGCAUUGAAACAUGUGCUGGAGCUUGUGCUAUUGUAAUUGCUUCCACUACUGCUCUGGAUCAAUCCUUGGGGACUGGGAAAGAGCAGGUUUCUGUCCUGCUGCGGGGUGAUGGUGUUUCUGACCAAUAAAUUGUCUCA